Messenger RNA from Rhododendron vialii, 642 nucleotides. RefSeq lists its product as uncharacterized. The coding region runs from base 1 to 642 and encodes 213 amino acids. Lineage: Eukaryota; Viridiplantae; Streptophyta; Magnoliopsida; Ericales; Ericaceae. The transcript has 4 exons. The record is from RefSeq and is a predicted model, not a curated record.
AUGGCAAAGUUAGCUAUGCUAGUUUUUAUGCCUUUCACUGGUAUCAAGCUGCCAUCACAGCAGUUGGUCACCGCAGAAGUUCUAUUGUUUUUUGCUUUUGAACAUAAACUCACUACAGAAUUGUUAGUUGUCUCAUGCACAUGUCAGCUAUUUUGUUUCUCAUUGAAUCCCUCUUCAGAUGGUAGUGGUGGCAGAAAACAUCCUUCUGAAAAGGAAAAUGGAGUCAAUCAAGUUCCAGACAAGGGUGUUGGGCUCUCGUCCUUGCCCACCUCUCAGGAGUCAAAAAAUAAAGAAGUCCUUCCUUCCACGAGCCCUCAAUCGGUCAUAACCAAUGGCCCCCUUGAUGUGGCUCCUGGGAGUAUGGGUGUUGUACGUGCUCAUUUGUCUCCAGUAAGUUUGGACAACCAGCCUGGAGAGGGCUCAUCGACUGACAUGAGUAAGUUGAACGGUCCACCACCACCUCCACAUCCGGUCAGCAUGAUGGAAAAACCUCCCAUUGACUUUGUGACAGGAGAUGCUCAUGGGCAUCUCACAUCAAGCUCUAGCAGCAACUCAAUUGCUGGGACCCAGGCAACUUUGCCUGGAGUCUAUUUCUCAGCUUCAAAUCCUGUCCUGGUGAUUCUUGGCUUCCCGGAGCUGUAG